This is a messenger RNA of Myxozyma melibiosi, 856 nucleotides long. RefSeq lists its product as uncharacterized. The transcript has a single exon. The annotation marks the transcript as partial. NCBI's taxonomy places the organism in Eukaryota, Fungi, Ascomycota, Lipomycetes, Lipomycetales, Lipomycetaceae. The record is from RefSeq and is a predicted model, not a curated record.
GUAAUGCUUCAGUAUCAAUGUAUAUUCAAAGAGCCACUUUAGGGAGACGCUUCUUAUUCUGGGUGCAUUCCGUAGCAAAAUUAAGGUUUGGCUGGGACAACUCAACUGGCACGGCUACGCGCUACGCGUCUCAUGAGAUUGUUUACACAACAACAAACAAUAGAAGCAGCUCCACAACAAACCAUUUGCCAUGAUGAAGAAGAUCGAUCGCUCAGAAGAAAAACUUCAGCGACCGGGCGUGUCUCUCAUGAUACGCUUCGCGAAGAUUGCGAGAGAAACAUGUUGAGAGCAGCUACUCUCGCUUCGCGCGCGAGCCGGGAUUCAUCAACGGCGUCGUCGUCAAACGUUACAGAAGCCAACCCCGUCAUUGAUCUGGAUUCUUUGGAAACUGGCUCGAACUUGGAACAUGAAUGGAGCUCGGACUCUGAUGAGGGAAGUCCUCUGGGUCCUCAUAGUUCACGAGAGCGGAUGAUGGACGCAUCAUUUCAAGAGCUGCUGCUAGUUUUUGUUAAUCUGAUGCUCAAAAUCAGUAAGAGAGAAGAGGAAAAGGUUAUCAAAAAAGCGGAGAGACGACGUAAAAGAGAGGAUAAAAAACGUGAGGAUUUUGCCAAACUGGUAGCGGUGAUUCCCAAACUGAGAGAGGAAGGGUAUGAUAUCGAAACUCGCCGAAAAGUGCUUAAGGCUAUUAUCACAUAUCGGGAGAUGGGGGGAUGGAUGAGCGCAUAUUUAUGGGCCGAGGGUGAGGACGCUAGAGAGUUUGUCGAGGUUCUCGCUAAGUAAUGCGAUUUUGUAACUUAUGUUGAAUUCGUCUAUUCAUGUUUUCUUUUUGAUUAUAAUAAACAUCUCCUAUUUCCCG